UGUAAAUCUUCGACAAGAUUUCCGUAGAGUCGCGUUUGCGCGCCGUUUCGUCUUUGCCGCCACAAACACGACCACUGCACCACCCACGACCACCGACUGCACCAUCAACACACACGACCACUGCACCAUCGUCAUCAUGGAUGUGAUGAGUGCUCCGGAGGCGCGGUAUGUGCGGGAUGAUGCGCCAGAGCAGCCGCCAAGGGUGACACGCAGCGCUGCAGGCAUCAAGGUGGAGCGCAACAAGCAGUUCAUUGUGCCAUCCAGCCAUGACUUCGACAGGCAGUAUGCGCAUGUGUACUUCACACGCUACAACUCGUUCAAGAAGCUCAUCGAGACUGCCGCCACAAACAAAUGGCCAAGCAAACACGUUGUGCCAAAGCUGCUCGACAUCGAGAAGGAGAAGGAAUGUGUUGUAUUUGGAGUGUUGUACAAGGACAUGCCGCUCAAACCCAACAUCCUGGACGAGUACCAUGCUCGUGAGAACUAUGAAGCGCCACCACCAGAGCGGUCAAAGUACAACUCCGAUGAGGACGCGCUCGUGCUUGAGGAUAUGAGUGGGCGCAUCGUGUUGAUUGGCGAUGCCCUGGACGUUGGCACCCAUGUCUCAGGUGUUGUGGUGGCUGUUCUUGGCAAGGCUCUGCCCUCUGGCGAGUUCCAAAUUGCAGACGUUUGCUACCCCAGGUUCCCCCCACAGAAGCGCCUGCCCAAAAUCCCGCCAAGCUACGUGUGCCUUGUCUCUGGCCUGAACAUCAGCAAAAACGACAAGGCCCGCCUCAGCAUGCAGCUGCUCAGCGACUUCAUCCAGGGCAACAUCGGCAGCACUGCAGACCAGGAGCUCGCCGCCAGCAUCGUGCACGUCAUUGUCGCAGGCAACCUCGUGUGGCGGCUUGACGAUGAGCAUCAGGACUUGCCGCUGUACAAGAAGCGAACCAUGAUUCCGGAGAGCGUCGGACACAUGCGGGAGGUUGAUCUCUUCCUCGCUCAGAUGGGCAUCAACGUCCGCGUUGAUCUCAUGCCCGGCCCACACGACCCCUCAGACGCAAUCCUCCCACAGCAGCCGAUGCACCCCUGCAUGUUUCCGCUUGCACGAAACGUGAGCAGCGUCAAGGGCGAAACAAACCCAUACGAGACCACAGUCGCCGGCAGAACGUUUCUUGGCACAUCCGGCCAGGGUGUUGAUGACAUCUACCGCUUCUCAACAGAGGAGGACAGGUUACGCAUUCUUGAGCAAACACUGGAGUGGGCACAGCUGUUCCCAACAGCACCUGACACGCUCGGAUGCUUCCCAUAUCACAUGACCGACUUCUCUGACCCCUUUGUCAUCACCUCCUGUCCCCACGUCUACUUUGCCGGCAACCAGCCCUCCUUUGCCACAAAACUCGUCACAGGUCCAGAAGGGCAGCAGGUGCGCCUCGUGUGUGUGCCGUCGUUCUCCGACACGCACACGGCGGUGCUGCUCAACCUCGCCACCCUCGAAUGCGAACCCAUCCAGUUUGAUGCCCCAUAGCCUUGUCCUCUCCAAGUGUGCAUGUGUGUGUGUGUGUGUGUGUGUC
This is a messenger RNA of Salpingoeca rosetta, 1553 nucleotides long. RefSeq lists its product as uncharacterized. Gene Ontology annotation, molecular function: DNA binding. Lineage: Eukaryota; Choanoflagellata; Craspedida; Salpingoecidae. Bases 137 to 1507 code for a protein of 456 amino acids. Gene Ontology annotation, biological process: DNA replication; DNA strand elongation involved in DNA replication. Gene Ontology annotation, cellular component: delta DNA polymerase complex. The record is from RefSeq and is a predicted model, not a curated record. The transcript has 12 exons.